Protopolystoma xenopodis is the source of this 210-nucleotide messenger RNA. Lineage: Eukaryota; Metazoa; Platyhelminthes; Monogenea; Polystomatidea; Polystomatidae. The record is from the annotation of a GenBank genome assembly.
AUGCUGGUAAUGGUACAUCUGAGCCGAGUGGGCCAGCUUUCUGUCGCCGGCUAUGUUAGCAGCAGUCGUUUCGCCCAGCAGGCUCGUCGGGGGACUCUUGGCUCGGCCGCCGCCACGUCUCCAGCGCAAACCGCCGCCAAGCGUCUCGAAGUUGGCCACUCCCCUGCCGGACAGACGUCUCCUGUGGACAGACGAAUGGAAGGUAUGUAG